This is a messenger RNA of Cuscuta europaea, 1597 nucleotides long. Lineage: Eukaryota; Viridiplantae; Streptophyta; Magnoliopsida; Solanales; Convolvulaceae. The record is from the annotation of a GenBank genome assembly.
UCUAUAUAAACUGUCUUCUAUGCAGAGGAAGCCAAUGCAUAUGAUUUAGUUUACUGUUAUAUAUCCUAUGAUUUCAGUUAUGUUAGGUGACAUUCUUGUUUUAUUAUCAAUCAAUAAGCACUAAAGCAGCCCCACACGUCCACACCAUUCCUCCCUCCUAAGCAUUUAUAUACUUUCUGCCUCAGCUUUUUCCUCCAAAUUGAUUCAAAGAGCCAAAAAAAGGAGGAAAAAAAGUGUUUCUCAUAUUUGAGACUCCACCAAAAAAGAUGAAGAGUUUAGAAUUAUUACCACUUCUUUUAAUCAUUUCUGUUCAGCAAAGCUGUUUGUGGGCUUCAGGGAAAGCUGAUGGGGAUGGGUUCAUAAGAACAAAUGGAAUCCAUUUCAGUGAGAAUGGGUACCCUUUCUAUGCCAAUGGAUUCAAUGCUUACUGGUUGAUGUAUGUGGGAUCAGACCCUCCCCAGAGGUUCAAAGUUACAGAUGCCUAUAAAACUGCAUCUUCACAUGGCCUCACUGUUGCUAGAACUUGGGCUUUUAGUGAUGGUGGUGCUUACAGGCCUCUUCAAUACUCUCCUGGUUCUUACAAUGAAGAUAUGUUCAAGGGGUUAGAUUUUGUGAUAUCGGAGGCAAGAAAGUAUGGGAUUAAGUUGAUAUUAAGCUUAGCAAACAAUUAUGAUAGCUUUGGAGGAAAGAAACAAUACGUGGAAUGGGCCAGACGUGAAGGGCAGUCCCUCUCAUCUGAUGAUGAUUUUUUCAGGAACCCAGUUGUUAAGGGCUACUACAAGAACCACAUAAGGUCUGUGCUUAACAGAGUCAACACGUUGACUGGAGUUGAGUAUAAAAAUGAUGGGACUAUCAUGGCUUGGGAGUUGAUGAAUGAGCCCAGAUGCACCUCUGAUCCAUCGGGAAAUACCAUUCAGGCUUGGAUAAGGGAGAUGGCCUAUUAUGUGAAGUCUAUAGACAAAAACCACAUGCUAGAAGCUGGGCUGGAAGGGUUUUAUGGUCAAACAACACCUCAGAGGACUCAUCUCAAUGCCUUCAACAUAGGAACAGAUUUCAUUGCAAACAACCAAAUUGCAGCCAUUGAUUUUGCCACUGCCCACUCCUAUCCUGAUCAAUGGCUUCCGAAGACAAAUGAUGAAAGCCAGCUAACAUUCCUCACCGAUUGGCUUAAUGCCCACAUCGAAGACUCUCAGUACAUUCUCAAGAAGCCAUUGCUCAUCGCCGAGUUCGGGAAAUCUUGGAAGGACCCCGGCUUCACCCCCUACCAGAGGGAUGCCCUCUUCAGGGCUGUCUACUACUCCAUAUACUCCUCCGCCGAGCGCGGCGGUGCUGCCGCCGGAAGUCUGUUCUGGCAACUUUUGGCUGACGGAAUGGAAAAUUUCCGCGAUGGGUAUGAGAUUGUAUUGAGCCAGAGCACUUCCACUGCAAAUUUGAUAUCUCAGCAGUGCCACAAGCUUUCCCAGAUCCAUAGGAUUUUCGCCAGAAUGGCGAGUACUGAUAAGUUGAAGAGGGCCAACAGGGGAAAGCAAAUUGGGAAUGGGAAUUGAGAAAAACAAAAGGAAGAAAUAAAUUAUACUAGGAUCAAAAUGUAAUAGGG